AUGUUAGCAGAAUUUAAACGAUUCAAUGUUGAUCAUAUUACAGAAGAUAUUAUUGUAGGAUCAGUGGAUGUGAAGGCAUUGUACCCGAGUUUGGACGCAACUUUUACAGUCGAAAAAGUAUGUGAGAUUUUCUACUCUAUUAGUGUAAAAGUAAUUGGUAUAGAUACUGAAGAACUAGGACUGUAUUUGGCAUUGAACAAAACUGAGACUGAAUUGGUUGACCUUGACAUACUGUGUUUUUGUCCGACACGUAAAACGAAUAGAGGUAGGCCACCAACUAUUAUAGGAUGUGCAAUAGAUAACAACAAAGAUAAAAGGUUUGAACCAUGGCUACCACCAAAGGAAGAACCUGACGAGCAAACAACCCGUAGAAUGUUUACUAUAGCUAUGAAAGUAACCCUCUUAUUUAUCAUGGAGAACCACAUGUAUACCUUUGACAACGAGAUAAAGCUGCAGUCCAGGGGUGGCCCCAUUGGUCUCCAACUAACUGGAGUUCUUGCACAAUUAUUCAUGGUAUGGUGGGAUAGAGAGUUUGAACACAAGAUGAAAGAGAUUGGACUGAGGUUAUGGUUGUACAAACGUUAUGUGGACGAUAUAAAUUCUAUCUUGAGUGUUCCCAAAAUGGGGCUGAGAUUUGAUGGUAGUACUCUGGUCAAAGAUGAAGUUGCUUCCGAAGAGGAUAGGUUGAUAGAGCAGGAUGAAAGAGCGAUGCGUUUGUUCAAAUCCGUUGCAGACAGCAUCCAUACAUCUAUUGAGAUGGAGAUUGAUUGUCCGUCGCCCAAUGAUGACCACAAACUUCCCAUACUUGAUUUAAAGGUUUGGAUAGAGGAGAGAGAGGAAAUUGAAGGGCAACUGAAAGAAAAGAUUGUAUUACAUGAGUUUUACUCCAAGGAAGUAGCAUCCAAAUCUGUCGAUAAUGCAAGAUCAGCGUGGUCGUGGAAUAGUAAGAGAACAAUACUUACAAGAGGUGUUGAGAACCAUAUGAUGAUGCGCCUACAAUGUUCUGGCUAUAAUGCGAAAUUUCAAGUGGCGGCGCCAGGCCUCCGAAUUUGGGAGGGCAUUUGAGGGGCAAACUCAUAUUUUGGGGGGGAAAGAUAGAAUUUUUGAAAAGGUUGCCCCCCCCCACAGGAAAUUCGCCCCCCCCCCUCAAAAGGGGGCGAUAUUCGCCCCCAGGGGCGCUAUCCUAGGAAUAUCGCCUCCCAGGAGGUGGGGAGAAUACCCUAGGAAUGUCGCCCCUCUUUAGGAUAUUCACCCCCCAUAUAUGCGAUGUGGUUUAUUCAAAUAAUUUUGUGAUACUUUCAUCUUAUUAGUGCCUUACACGUUUGAGAACUUAACUCUGCAAAACUAAAGCUUUUUUGCCUUUUUUGAAACGUAUUAUUGGAGUAUUGGCAUGUUUUACCAUUCAGAGAUUUACAAACUAAUAUUGAAACUGUAAAAAACAGUUUCAUGUAUACGCGCAUUCACUAAUGAAUAAUGACAACUUAUAAGACAUACAUUUUCCGAUAACGACAAAACGCUUGUGUAGCCUUUAGUCGCUCUUUGUGACUAAUAAUUUUUUUUGAGGGGCAAAUGGGGGCAAAACAUGGUGGGGGCAAAACAUAAUUGGGGGCAUUUGCCCACCUGGCACCGCCACUGGAAAUUUCGAAUGGAGGUAGUAAACUCUGCUUUAAAAGCAUAUGAUAACAUCCGGAGACUAGAUGCAUGUGGUGAGAAACCUAUGUAUAGACCCAGACAAUGGCAACGAGUAGACCGAGCUCAAGAAAAACGAAAGAAACGAGAUACCUGGUAUAAGAAAGGAGGAUACGAAAGCGUUAUUUCUGUACCAGCAACACCAAAAUCGAUCCUUAAACAACGAUACGAAAGAGAAGUUAGACGUAUUGGACUCAACAUUAAGAUUGUCGAACAAUCAGGUGUUACCCUCAAACGACAGUUACAACGGUCAAACCCUUUCAAAGAAAAACUGUGUCAAAGACAAGAAUGUCUGAUCUGUCAGAGUGGGGGAAAAGGAGAAUGUAAUGCAACAGGAGUCACCUACGAAUUAGUUUGCCAAGAGUGUAAAGAUAAAUAUAUAGGAGAAACUUCAAGAAGUGCAUAUAGCCGUGGUAAAGAACAUUUACAUUCCUUGAACCGCCGUGAAGAACAAUCUGUUAUGUGGAGACACGCUUGUGAAAAACAUGGAGGUGAUACACCAUCCUUUGUUAUGAAUGUUACUGGCAUUUUCCGUGAUGAUGCGAAGCUGAGACAAAUCACGGAAGCAGUAUUUAUUGGCAAAGUAAAGCACAACGAAUUAAUAAACGCGAAGAAUGAGUGGAACUAUAUCAAAGUUCCCCGUGCUAUUGUAACAAUAGAGUAA
Paramuricea clavata is the source of this 2353-nucleotide messenger RNA. The record is from the annotation of a GenBank genome assembly. NCBI's taxonomy places the organism in Eukaryota, Metazoa, Cnidaria, Anthozoa, Malacalcyonacea, Plexauridae.